This is a messenger RNA of Spodoptera litura, 3197 nucleotides long. RefSeq lists its product as uncharacterized. Lineage: Eukaryota; Metazoa; Arthropoda; Insecta; Lepidoptera; Noctuidae. The record is from RefSeq and is a predicted model, not a curated record.
CCGGACAAUCACUCCAGUGUAGUGAUCUGAUUGAGUUAUGCUUCAAUAACCAUGAUAAAAAUGAUAGCGACACAACUAAUUCUAAUUUCUUUUGUUAUAACCACCAAUGCACUAAGCAUAGGAACUGUGAGUGAACAAAAUGUGACAAAACGUGAAGCGAACCUAGGUGACUUGUUCCCGGAUUGGGUACCUUUCAAGAAUAAACACGGUGAGGAACUUGGAGAAUUCGUUCAGGUUGCCCGAAAACCUAAGAAGCGGUUAGCACCACCUGUUAACUUCGUGCUUAGAGCUGUAGCCGAAUCAGACGACGACUACUAUGAAAAGGGUCAAGGUGAGAGCGACAGUGAUGAUUAUUACGAAAAAAAAGAUUGGUCUGACAUCAAUAGAUCACCACCAUCCCAUGAUCCAAAUAAGGUAUUAAACCACACUGAAAUUUCUGAAAUAGACGGUGUUGUUAAUAUAAUUACCAAAAAAGCACCAAAUGCUGUAGUAGAAGCCCUCCAGAAAGCAAAACAGAAAAGUACCUCAGAAUUAAAAGAGAAAGAAGAAAAUGAAGCUUUUGGAAUAAGGGAUAGUGCUGAAGAAACGAAAAUUCCAAGUAGUAGAAAGAAAGCAAGAAAUUACGAAGAUGAAAUUGAUUAUGAAGACGGCAAUACCGAAAAACGGAAAUUAUUAGAGUCAAUAGACGAAGAUCAAAAUGACAAUGAAGCUAAGAAAGCUAUUUUGGAUACGGUUGACGAGUUGAAAUUACGCCAUGCUAAAGAACAAGUAGCAAUAGCAGAAAAAGCUAAAGAAGAAGAAAUUUACAAAGAAGAACUUGAAAGACAAAAGAUUCAAGCGCAGCUUUCUCCAGCAAAUGAUAAAUAUGAUGAUAGGCCAAAAUCGAAGAAGAAGUAUCCAGACUACGAUGAGUAUGAUGAGAAAUAUGUGUCACUUGAUGAAAAAUAUAAUGUGAGUCCAGAAAGAACGAAACCAACGACAACACGAUCCCCGAAACGAACAAGCAAACUUAAAGAGAAGAAGGAAAAGAAGAUAGAAUCUGGUAAACUGUCUGUAUUCAAGAAUCCACAAUUGUACAUAGUGUAUGACGACGACAGUGAAGAAACAACUACUGUAAAGUCAAAACCACGACAAUCAAACACUGUAAAACCGAAUAAACCAGAAAGAUUCUCGGCAAAAUACUCUGCAGCACCCGGAAUAGUAGAUUUAGUAGAAGGUAACGAAAGGAUCUCAUUAGUACCAGAAGAGAAUGAAGGUAAAGAAGGUGAACCAACACUAUUCUUCCCUAAAAGGAGAAAGAAUAAGAAACGCAAGAAGCCCGCAGCCGAUUUAUCAGACUCCACUUCUAUUCCAACAACUGAACAGGAGGUUAAAAAAGAGAAAAAUAUUACUACAAAGGCCCCAGUAUUUGACACUAUCUCUAAUGAAACGACAGCUACAGACAAUACUAGUACUGAAAUCACAGGAUCUGAUACCACUGGUUCAGAUUCCAUAAUAAUUGACACCACCCUUCAGACUGGACCGUCAGGAACUGAUGCUGUGUCAACAAAUAGUGAUGCGGUAACUGAUGCUAUACCAGCUUCGACCCAUCACCACAAGGAACCGGAGAAGAAAGAAGAGAAUUAUCAUCGAGAGAAGGGUGGUGGCAGGGAACACCAUUCCGAACACGAGGAGGAACAUAGCGAGGAGGGCAAGAAAGCCUAUGAGGGUCUACAUAAAGAAACCAAGUCAUCGAAAGGAUAUCAUGAUAGAGAAAACCAUUUGGGAAAAUAUGACGACCACGGAGGAGUCGACAAACAUCAUGAGGAGGAAUCAGGACACUACGGAGACCAUCAUCAUGAGGAACAUGGAAAAAAGCACGCGAAGUACGAGGAAUCAGGGAAACAUUCGAAAGGGCAUAGCACCAAAGGGAGCCACGACAUCCACAAGAAGGAAGAAUACGAGAAAAAGGUGGAAUUUUUCGAGGAAGAAGGCGACUCCGCCGAGGAGGAGAAACAUGGCGGCUUCAACGAAGAGCACGGUCACUCAAAAGGCGGGCAUUUCAAGAACGGCAACUACAAGGCGGGCCACGAGGAGCACAAGAAGGGGGAUUCCGGUCACUUCGCAAAAGGAGGUCAUUUGCACGUGUCUAAGGGACACAAGUCAGCAGCCGGUCACGACGCCCAUUCGAAAAAAAACAGUGCCCAUUUUGCCAAAGAGGGUAAAGAUGCGGGCAAGAAAUGGAUCUAUCAUCACGGUUAUCCGCCCAAAACCGCGAACCUGGUCCUAAUUGAUAGGAGAGCGGACCAAAUGUACCAUGGACCUCAGUAUUACGGAUAGACUGAUCUUUAAGAAGGCUAUCGCCAGAAAUUGAUACCUGAUAUUAAUUUAAAACUAUCGAUCUAUGUUUUUUGAAAGAAUUUCAUAAAUACAGUCAGAAUUCACUGAAUUAAUCUAUGUUUUUUAGAGAAAUUCAGUACAAUUCAUAUAUAAAAAUCAUACCAAUUAUAUCAGUUAUCAAUUUCAGCCAUAAGUGGUCUUAUUAGUACUGUCAAUUUCUGCCAAAUACCACCUGCACAAUGUAGCGUGUACACAAUAGUGUUAUUUUAUAAAUAUAUCAUCUCCCUUCUAAAUAUUUUGUUCCAUUGAUCGCCAAUUAUGAUACUAUAAUGACAAAAUGAUUCAAUGACAUUUUUCUUUUUUAGUUUCUAGUAUCUGUUUUUAGUGUUCCUAUAUUGGCUGACAAGGUAUUUGUAACUCCUCUUGUGUUGUGGGUGUCUUUAAGUGGCGAUGAUUGUUUAAUUACCAUCAUUGUUUGUUUAUUUCCUAUCUACUAUAUAAAAAUAAUCAAAGACAAUGGUUUAUAUAUUUCUAUUUGUUUCUCCUAGCUAUUGUUUUAAUUGAUUCUGAGGUCAGCACCAAUCGAGUUCUAAUCCGUUUUGCCUGAAUGGCAUCUUAAGUGGAAUAAUGGCCACAUAUACAUUUGUUAUGUAGUAUUAAUAAAACUGAUGGCAGUGUUUUCCUUAUGGUCUCUAACAAAUAGGCCUAUUAUUUUUGUUUAUAUAGCACUACUGAUUGGUUAUUAGUAUUAAAAUUUAUGAUUUGCUAACAAUAAACAUUUAAGAAUUUUUGAAACAUAAAAUUCGAACAUAAUGGAUUCAUCUGAUUAGUUUACAUGAGGGCAAUUUUAUGAAUAUUUUCGUAAUUUUGUCUCUUGG